This is a messenger RNA of Physcomitrium patens, 3222 nucleotides long. RefSeq names its product receptor-like protein 4. NCBI's taxonomy places the organism in Eukaryota, Viridiplantae, Streptophyta, Bryopsida, Funariales, Funariaceae. The record is from RefSeq and is a predicted model, not a curated record. Gene Ontology annotation, molecular function: protein binding.
UCCUCAGCCCUGAGGCUUUCUCCAGUUUCUCAUCAAUGCGCGCCACCCGCAUCGCCAACACCCUCGCCGCCACAUUUCCUCACUUUGGCCUUGCGUCGCUCCCAGAUCCGCGCCUCUCGCGCCUGGCUCCCUCCCUCAUUUGCCACCUUCGUGUCAUCGAUUCCCGCCGGCUAGAGUGUACAAACAAAUUUUGCGCCUCGCGAAGGAUCGCUUGUUGAUGAGGUAGCUGCUGCAAUGCUCGCGGCGUGCUUUCAGGUGGUAACGCAUUGAGCUUGCUUGUCUCUGUACCAGGUUGUUGAGAGUUCGCUCAACGCGCUAGAUCGUGGAGUACACGACCUGGAAAGUGGUCGUGCCCCUUGGGGCGGAGGAGAUCAACUAUCGUUGUAGGGGUUGCUGCAGAAGUUUUCGUUUCUUCAAACAUCAGAAGCUCGCAAUUUGAAGGUCUUGGAGAGAUUCGGUUUCUAGAAGCUUUUUCCGCAGAUGUUUCCAGGAUUGGUGUGAUUGUAGUUGUGGUUGGAAGCUCCAAGAGUUGACAAGGUGCAGUGUAGGCAGAUGUGCGUGCGUGGGCCGCACGAAGGAGUUCUGGUGGUGGAGCAGGACGAGCCGGAGCUUGGAGGAUGCUUGUGUUGGGACAUGGGUGUUUUCAAAGAUAUGCGCUGAUUCGGCGGCGGUGGGAUGGUGGUCAUUAUUAAUCUGCGAUAAGCUUCGGAAGGAUCCGUGUGGCGUUUUGCAGAGGUCGAAUUUUUAGGUGCAUAGUGUUGAGUUCCAUGGCGGGCCUCCUUGUACUGGGGUUGUGGCUUUUAGGUCUUCUUCAUUCGUCUCUGGCGGCACAUGGAGAUUAUCAUGUGUUGAUCGAUUGCGGGGGGUACCAUAAUUUUUCAAAUAGCGUCAACCAAACUUGGAUGGCUGACAACUUCUUCUCCGGUGGCGCUGUUGCCAACGUCUCCAUUCCCCAGAAUUUUCCUAGACAACAAGAGCGCAGUCUCCGCUACUUCCCCAUCUCCCAAGGUAAGAAGAACUGCUACGACAUCAACGUCCCUGUCGGCCGCUACAUGAUCCAGAUGUUCUUCGCUUACAACAACUACGACAAUAUGAGCCACUCCCCGAGCUUCGACGUCUCCGUAGAGGGCACCGUCGUGUUCAACUGGCGCUUCCCCUGGUCUGACGAUUCGGACAACUAUGGGGCAUACUCGGACCUUUACGCCUUUAUCCACGACGGAUCUGCAACCAUUUGUUUCUACAGCAUUGGAACUGACGCCCCUGUGAUCGGCUCCCUUGAGCUUCUCCAAGUUGAUGACGCUGCAUAUAAUGCCAGUUCCACCGGACAGAAUGCCAUAUUGGUGAACUAUGGUAGAAUCUCUGCAGGGAAUAGCUCCUUCGGCCCUGGGUAUGACAAUGUGACCGACUUCGGAGGUCGCUCCUGGGAAGCGGACGACACCUAUACCAACAAUGUGAAGGCUCUUUUGACGUCUACUCGCAACGUUGUCGGGGCCAAUGUAGAGCCGAAUUACUGGCCAGAGAAGCUCUACGAAACAUGUCGGUAUGAGCAGCUACCGAAUGUCCCCAUUAUCUACAGUUAUCUGGUGGAUGCUAAACUGGACUAUCAGAUAUGGUUCCACUUCGCGGAGAUUGAUCCUAACGUCACAGCAGCAGGGCAGCGAGUGUUCAACGUCACCGUGAACAAUGUAGUGGUGCUCGCUGGGUUGGACCUCUUCCAGAAGGUGGGGCUAGAUACUGCCUUCGACUUUGCUUACACCCUCAGGAACUUGACCGGAGGAUCUCUCGUGAUAUCUCUCGUUCCACAGGUUGGGAGUCCUUUGAUCUGCGGGAUUGAGGUCAUUGCUGUACUGCAGGCAGACAUCGCGACCAAUGUUACUGAAGCUACGGCAAUGCACGCAUUGAAGACCUCAUUGAAUGUGCCUGAAAGGAUGGGAUGGAACGGGGAUCCUUGUGCGCCCACAGAGUGGGAUGCGUGGGAAGGAGUUACUUGCAACCUUGCAGCGGACGGCUCUUCUCUUGUGAUCACUCACAUGAACAUUGCUGACCAAGGGCUGUCGGGCGUUCUUCCACCUGAGCUUACUUAUCUCUCUCAUCUGAUAUCGCUAAAUGCGAGCAGUAACAAAAUCUCUGGUCCUUUCCCUGCCACGUUUGGAGAAGGCAGUCUGGUUUCUCUAGACCUAUCCUUCAACGCUCUUGAGGGUCCGAUCCCCCCCUCUAUGGGUUCUCCGCGAAUGCAACAUUUACGGCUUAACAACAACCGAUUAGCUGGGCCUGUGCCGGAGUCUGUCUAUGCCAUUGGAGUCCAUGGUGGCUACGUGAAUUUGGCAGAUAAUCAAGGGCUUUGUGGAGUGCCGUCACUACCAGACUGCCCUUACAAGUGGAAGCAUGAGGGCAUGUCGCCUGCAGCCAAAGCAGUUUUGAUAAUAGGGGUGCUGUUAGCUGCCGCCAUAAUCGUGGGUGGGGCUUAUGUCUACAUUCAGAGGAGAAAAGCUCAAGAGGACUACAAUUUCAACCUUCCCCAUCAGCUCGUUGAGAGGACGAAGUGGUACCAACAGCACAAGAUGACCAAGCAAGCUGACCCUGAAGGAGUGUCCAUGAUCCAGUCUAGUAUCCCCAACAGAUUUGGUUUUUCUUCGAACAUAGCUGCCAGAGAAUAGAUCUUCCCUGCCCAGUGUUUCUGUAUGAAGUCGAACCGAUGGAUGGAGUACACUCGAGGAGCAGAUCCGAUCAAGGCUGGUGAACUAAAAACGUAGUCCUCCAGGAGUCCAGUCCUGCCGUAGGACAACCACUCCACAGGGUGAAGAGAUGCUACAAAAGUGGUCUUGUUUUGACCGGUGUCCUCCCCUUCUCUUCGCACUCUCUUAGUUGAGAGGCAGAAUUGAGUGUGUGGGUCUUUGGAAGUGCACUCUCAUCGGGUUUUAACGAGAGCUUCGACCUAGAACAGGAUCCACAGCGUGAGAUCACCCUUAUACUCCCAGUCACUCCUGGUAGAUGAAGGACAGUAGUUAUGUGCGGUACACUAGUCUGCUCGAGUCAGUAACGGUGUAGCCCUCGGAUUCAAUAGAGAUAUGAUGUAGGUAGUCAUCAAGGCUUAGCUUUAUCUGUUAUUUUAUUUCUAUUCCCUGCAGAGUUCUACACAAUACAACUGUUUGCAGUUGUCUAUCUGGCGUUAAUUUGGGAAUAAAUGAAACUUCUUAGGAGUGGUUGGAAAGUAUAUGUUCA